AUGUUCCAGUGGAUCUUUAAAUUCUUCAGAAAGUCUUCAGUGCAAUACAGCCACUUCUCUCCUCCCUUAACCCGUGGACCGCGCGUCACUCCACUCCUGCCUCCUCAACGCGCGCACUCACACGCACUCACACGCGCGCUCACACCGGUCGGCUGGAUUCUCCGCUCUCCGCCUGAGCCUCCGCGCAGUGCCGGGGAUCCCACCAUGGAGCCGCUCAUGGACGGGGGCGACGUGGACAAGUGCGAGGAGGACGACUUCGACCCCUUCACCGGCAACAUCCCCGCGACCAAAGUGGAGAUCACGGUGUCCUGCAGGUGA
Molecule: messenger RNA, 318 nt
Organism: Knipowitschia caucasica
Lineage: Eukaryota; Metazoa; Chordata; Actinopteri; Gobiiformes; Gobiidae
Source: the annotation of a GenBank genome assembly